This is a messenger RNA of Trichoderma harzianum CBS 226.95, 1529 nucleotides long. RefSeq lists its product as hypothetical. Gene Ontology annotation, molecular function: succinate-semialdehyde dehydrogenase (NAD+) activity. Lineage: Eukaryota; Fungi; Ascomycota; Sordariomycetes; Hypocreales; Hypocreaceae. The coding region runs from base 1 to 1446 and encodes 481 amino acids. The record is from RefSeq and is a predicted model, not a curated record. The transcript has 4 exons.
AUGUCAUUGCUCGAGAGCCGAACCGUUCCUCUGUGGAUCGGCAAUGAGGCUGUCUUGUCGGGCAUUACGUUCCCUGUAACCAACAGUGCUACCGGUGAGUCCCUAACGGCACACGGCGCUACACCAGAGGUUGUUCAGAAUGCAGUGGACAGUAGCUACCAAGCCUUUAACACCUGGAAGCGGAGUAGUCCAUGGCAGCGACGGGAGCUGCUCACCAGGGCGGCGAAUCUGCUACGAGAGCGUCGAGAAGAAGCGGCAGCUAUCUUACGGGUCGAGACUCCAAUUGACGAUUUCAUGGUCCAUCAGAUUAAUAUUCAGACCAGUAUCGACCUCUUGGAAGAACUAGCGGGUCAGAUCAUGCACACCACGGAUGCUAUCGUCCAGCCCAGUAAGCAAUCAGACGACAUGCUGGCUAUGGUCUUCCGAGAACCUCAAGGUGUUCAAGUCGGCAUUGCGCCCUGGAACGCCUCAUUAUUUCUUGGUAUGCGGGCAGUAGCAACGCCCAUCGCUUGCGGCAACACGGCGAUUCUCAAGGCAUCAGAGAAGACCCCAAUGGCUCAUCACUUCAUCGGCCGGCUUUUUCACGACGCAGGCUUCCCAGCGGGUGUCCUCAACGUCAUACAGCAUUCCCAGGAAGACGCUGUAUCGAUUGUGAACGCCCUCGUCUCGGACAGCCGUGUACGGAAGAUUAAUUUCACAGGCAGCACGGCCGUGGGCAAGAUUAUCGCAGCCAACGCUGCAAAGCACUGCAAACCAGUUUUACUAGAACUAGGCGGCAAGUCUGCACAGCUCGUGCUAGAGGAUGCUGAUCUCGACAAGGCAGCGCAGGCAGCAGCUAUUGGGGCUUUCACACACCAUGGCCAAGUAUGUAUGUCGACGGAGCGGAUCCUUGUAAGUGAAAGCGUCCUCGACAAGUUCUCAGAGAAACUCGCCGCAACUUCGAUGCAGUUGAGUGAGAACAUUUGCCCUGGGGCUUCAGUCGAACAUACAUCGAAGGUCACAUCACUUCUAGAGGAUGCCCGGGCAAAGGGAGCAAAAGUUCUAGGCGGGGGAGAGGGUGCGCAUCAGGAUGGCUCUUUCUUGACGCCGCGGAUACUUGUCAAUGUGACUAGAGAGAUGAAGAUCUGGCAUACUGAAACAUUUGCCCCAAUCGCCCUGCUCAUCCCUUUCAGCACAGUCGACGAAGCCGUAGCACUGGCCAAUGACACGACGUACGGCUUAUCGGCAAGCAUCUACACGACCAACAUCCCACUAGCUAUUGAGAUCGGACGGCGUCUUGAGAGCGGUUCAGUUCACAUCAACUCUAUGACAAUCCAUGACGAGGCGCACAUACCUCACGGGGGCGUCAAGGAGAGCGGUUGGGGCCGAUUUGGGGUGCCUUGGGGAUUUGCCGAAUUUACACAAUUAAAAACGAUCACCAUCACAGAUACACAUCUGGCAGGCUAAAAGGGAAUUUUACGAACAGUAGCUAGCUCAAAAUGGGACUCAGUGUAACCCUUACAUUAAACAUACAUCAUAGUACUCGUUGU